UGGGCACAGGUGGGUGGCACUGGUGGGCACAGGUGGGUGGCACUGGUGGGCACAGGUAGGUGGCACUGCAGAGUGGCACAGGUGGGUGCACUGCUGGGCACAGGUGGGGGCACUGCUGGGCACAGGUGGGGGCACUGCUGGGAACGGGUGGGCGGGGCUAGUGGGCGCACUGCUGGGCGGAACUUGCGGGAUGUCACUUCUGGCACCGAUCAUCAGGGCACUGAUCAUCAGUGCCCUGAUGAUCGGUGCCGAUCCCCGCUGACAACUGCCGGUUCUCGCGCAGUACUUUUUCCUCACGAUCUGAACAGCGUGAGGAAAGUGCAGCCGAGAACCGGCACUUGC
Messenger RNA from Staurois parvus, 342 nucleotides. NCBI's taxonomy places the organism in Eukaryota, Metazoa, Chordata, Amphibia, Anura, Ranidae. The record is from the annotation of a GenBank genome assembly.